Molecule: messenger RNA, 1134 nt
Organism: Haemorhous mexicanus (house finch)
Lineage: Eukaryota; Metazoa; Chordata; Aves; Passeriformes; Fringillidae
Gene: CLDN3
Product: claudin 3
Exons: 1
Coding region: 110-754 (214 amino acids)
Biological process (GO): cell adhesion; bicellular tight junction assembly
Cellular component (GO): plasma membrane; bicellular tight junction
Molecular function (GO): structural molecule activity
Source: RefSeq, a predicted model, not a curated record
CAGGUGUAAGCCGAUCCCCCGGCUGUGAGCGGCGGCGGGUGGUGGCAACGGUCUCGGUCCGUGGGUUCUUCUCCGCCAUCGCCUGGAGCGCGUCACUGAACCAUCCACCAUGUCGAUGGGGCUGGAGAUCGGCGGCGUGGCCUUGUCCGUGCUGGGUUGGUUGUGCAGCAUCAUCUGCUGCGCGUUGCCCAUGUGGAAGGUGUCGGCCUUCAUCGGCAACAACAUCGUGACGGCCCAGAUCCUCUGGGAAGGGCUGUGGAUGAACUGCGUGGUGCAGAGCACAGGGCAGAUGCAGUGCAAGGUCUACGACUCCAUGCUGGCACUCCCUCAGGACCUGCAAGCUGCCCGCGCCCUGCUGGUGGUGGCCAUCAUCUUGGCUGUCCUGGGCUUAAUGGUGGCCAUCGUGGGCGCCCAGUGCACCCGCUGCGUGGAGGACGAAAGCACCAAAGCCAAGAUCACCAUCGUCUCUGGUGUCAUCUUCCUCCUCUCUGGUGUCAUGACCCUAAUCCCUGUCUGCUGGUCGGCCAACACCAUCAUCCGGGAUUUCUACAACCCGCUGGUGAUCGAAGCGCAGAAGCGGGAGCUGGGCACCUCACUCUACGUGGGCUGGGCGGCCUCCGCACUCCUGCUGCUGGGGGGGGGCCUGCUCUGCUGCUCCUGCCCCCCCAAAGACGACAGGUACCCCACAGGCAAGGUUGCCUACUCUGCCCCACGCUCUGCCGUCACCAGCUACGACAAGAGGAACUAUGUCUGAGCCCCCCGCGGUCCCCCGGCACCCCUCGAUAUCCCCCACCCCACCCACCCACCCUGAGACCCUCACUGCCCUCCGUGGGGCCCGGGAGCGGCAGAGCCGGGGCGGGGGGGGGGCGCGAAGGUGGGGACGGGGACGGCCGCGGGGUCAGGGCCGGGCUGUGUAAAUAGAGACAGUUUCGGUUAAACAAGAGGCAGUUUCGGGUCGGCGGGAGAAGCGGCACCCGGCGAGGUCCUGCCAUGCCGAUGGGGUAGGAUGAGGACGGGAUGGGGACGGGGCCCUCCUGCUGUGUCCCCCCAUCGCUGCUGGCCCGGCACCGUCUGUCCCUGUUACGCGUAGUCUGUACCGGUUACAUUUGUCAAUAAACGUGUCCUGUUUUGGUA